GUUUAACUCGCCGUUGCCGAAAACGCUUUGUAGAUAGGCCGAUGUCGACUCGAGGAGCUGAGAACCGGCGACUGUUUUAGCGGAGGAAGAGGGUAUCAGGAAAAAAGAAAAAGAACAAUGGGCAUCCCGCCGUUGGAAUCGCUUCCGCCGACAAAGACUCUAGAGCUCGAGAACGGCCUUUCGCUGCUGCCACGGGUGAAGCUCGAGCUGACGGUCCAUCCGACGCCGUCUUCCGUCGCGAAGCAGAUCGACGAGUGGAAGCUGAAGCGCGCUCUGAUGGAGUUUCUGAAGAAUUCGCUCUCCGUAUCAAUCGAAGUCCCCGAAGAGGAUCUGGAGUUCCGGCGGUUCAAGGACCUGAAGAAGCGGAAGCGCGAGGAUCCCGUGGCGCACGGCACUCUAUCGAUUCGCGACUUAGGGUUCCUGACCAGAAAGAAGAGAGGCGAUGAGGGUAAAGACGAAGAUGUUAAGGAAGUGGAGAAGAAGUUUGUGGAGUGGAGAAAGUACAUUGUUGAGAAAUUGGAUGGAAUCGAGCUGAACCUGGAAGGUGAUCAGUAUAAGCUGAGUGUUGAUGUGCCCGCGUCGGAUGAUUUUCAAGGGAUGAAGAAGAGUUGGGAGGAGGCCUCCGCUUUUGGAAGUCGAGGGUUCUCAAGAGGAGGAAGGCAAGAACCAGAUACAAUUGUAGUACGAGGGGUACCAUCUAGAUGGUUUGCAGAGCCUAGAGUUUCUUCGAAGCCUUCGAUGCUCGUUACCCAUACCAUUUUCUCGGCGUUUGGGAAGAUCAGGAAUCUUAGUGUGGUUGAAGAUAAUCAAGAUAAGGUUGAUGAUGGAAUUGGUGGAGGAGACAUUAUUUCAGGUCUUCACUGCAAGAUUGUGGUUCAGUUUGAGAAAUACACAGAUUUCUGCAAUUCUCUUAGAGUCUUGUGUGGCCGCUCUUUGCAAAAGCAAGGAUCCAGAUUAAAGGCCGAUUAUGAGGUUACCUGGUCCAAAGAUGGCUUCUUCCAGAAUGCAAGAAAUCAAGCGGUAGAAAAGAGCAGCCGAACGCCGGCGACCUUCGGCGGACAUCCCAGAAACAAUUUCCCCAGCAGGGUUGAACCUUACAUUUCGAGGUUCAACUCCGAAGAUACACGGCGCAAGAGAUUUAAGGAAUAAGGAUCAGGAGAGAGAGGAAGGAUAGUGGAGUCUUGUUCACCAGGUUUUCCUUCUGGUAUGAGAAUCUAUAGAAUUUUCUGCUGACUUUGUUGUACAAUGUAUAAUGGGCUUCUAGAACGUUGAAAAUUUUCUGAAACCCCUUCCUUCUCUGCUGUAUUCUAGUGUUUCACCAGAGUAGUAAUUAUGAGAUAACUUGUCAUUUCCAACUCCCCGAGACUUUCUGGGCAAAAAGGUUUUUGAUUCCGUCGGGUGAGGCCGUCAUCAGUUACGCGCUUUGCGUUCCCCUGGUCCCGAGGAUUAUUGGAAUUAGUAUUGGGACGCAAAAAACGGGGGAAAAGGUAUUAAAAAAAAUUCCGUUGC
Molecule: messenger RNA, 1509 nt
Organism: Linum trigynum
Lineage: Eukaryota; Viridiplantae; Streptophyta; Magnoliopsida; Malpighiales; Linaceae
Source: the annotation of a GenBank genome assembly